AAUCCAUGAGGGCAACAACUGCACAAAAUGGCGACAAAACAAUUGAUUGAAAUCUUACGAUAUUCCUAAACCAUGUUGCAAUCAUUUAGUAGUUUAAAUUAAAUGCAUUAAUUUCAAAUCAUUCUCAACACUUAUUCAUAGUUUUAGUUUUUUGGUAUUGUUAAAAACAUUGCAUGUGCAACAGCGAAAUUGUUGUUUUAAGAUUGAAUCGACUCACCUGGACUUGGACCAGUCUCAGUUCAGUGGAAAUUUGUUUUGCUCGUGUGUAUAGUGUGGUGACCGUGGAUUUUAAUUAAUACCUGGAUUCUGCAAUGUGUUAUCUGAUGAACACUUGUAUCACUUUAGAAUCAAGAAUGAAAGAGUAAGAAACUAUAGUACACUUCUUACAUCUUCAAAUAUUACAUGACCGAAUUUCCAUUUGACUCGGAACUCAGAACCCACAUUGUGACAUUCUCAUUCACAAUCGAAUCAUACUGAACUGACAUCAUCAUAAUAUUCAUAGUCAUAGACGUAAUAGUCACAUAGGACAGGAUGAAGCUACAGAGUACUAUGAUGAAUAUGAUUAAUGAUGAGUAUGAAACUGAUAUUUCAGUAGCGUAGGCGUAAGCCUAGUUUGGGUAAAUUUGGACUAUAAUAUAUAUUAGGUAAUCUACCACUUGAGCGUCGGCCAAGAAAAAAUCCAGUUGUUCCGGUUGGAAGGGCUAUUUAAACAACUAUUCUUACAUUGGAGUCUGUUAAUAUUUUUGCUUCCGUAUAGAGACUAUAAAGUUAUAUAGCACAAUACUAAUACAUUUAAAUAAUUAUUACUGCCAAGCUACCGAUAUGCCAGGAAGAAAAGGAGACUACAAUUUUUUUUUUGGAUCCAGAUGACGCGGAUGUCCACACAGAAUGUGGAAAACGUGAAUGCUCAAAAAGCGUAAACUGAAAAGACAGUUUGGCACAAGAAGCGCCGGUGAUCUUUCCCCUUCAUAUUUACGUGGAUUCAUGUACCACAACCGUUUUCGUGGUAAUUAUAUUUUUUAAAACUUCAUUGUCAACUUGGGGGAGAACUAUGCAUAAUUCCAUUUUCACACAUUAUCUUCUAUUUCAAAAAAAAUGUUAUAGUUUUUCUAUUUAAAAAAAAUUGUAUAUUAUUAUGGGAAUGAAUACGUACAACCAAUGUCAUUAAAAAUAAUAUAAGAAUAGUUGUUUAAAUAGCCCUUCCAACCGGAACAGCUGGAUUUUUUCUUGGCCGACGCUCAAGUGGUAGAUUACCAUAUAUUAUAUAACUUAAAUCGGCGCCAUGAUGUCAUGGAUGUUUCACAUGUUUUCAUGUGUCCCCUUUCCAGACAUAAUUUCAACUGUUACAUUUUCGUUUUCCUCAACUAAAGCACAUGUGCGGCUUGAUCACAGUUACACACUGUGGUCAAGGAAAAUGUAAAAAAAACAUACAAAAUAAUUAAAUUAAUGAAAACCCAACUUACAGUUUCAUAGAAUACACUUUUUACAUGCUUUAUUUCAAGUUCAGCCAAAACAAAAUCCAAAAGUUGUAAAAAAAAAAAUCAAUGAAAUACAAUAUUAUAACCAUUUUCCAUAAUGCCGGAAAAUGUCAAUAUUAUAAUGAACCAACCAACCAACCAAAAUUUUACCUUUUUUAUCUUCAUAAUUCUAUGAUGGUUUGUAACUUGAACCAUUAUAAACAUCUUUUCAUACAGAAAUAAAACUCUUAUAAAUCAAAGCAGAUCUUCAUUUGCCGUCACUGUCUUAUGUUUUAAAAAGUCCCUAUUCUUAAAUUAAAUUUCAAUUGUUUCUUUUUGCAGUUAAAUUCUAAGUACUAAUUUGUUUACAUCCAACUGCAAGUAUCAUGCUGUUGAUAUUGCAGGCUUUUCGAUGUGAUUGAAUUUUGUUACUAUUGUUAACUUGUAUUAAAUGCCUUUUAACACUUUUUUUAAAGUGCACUACUUUAUUUAUUUCUCACUGACAGGUUAUCUUCAGCGUUCCAAUGAUAAAGCUAAAGUAGACAAAUGGCUCUAUCUAUUGGUUUUAAUUAACUCAGUUUUGUAGAUAGGAAGCUGAGUUAAUAGGUUUGGCUGAAAAGACAUAUAGUGACUAGAUGUAAGUUGGCUUAGUUAUAGGUAGAGUAAUGAACAAUUUCAUUUUAACAUAUUGUUGUGUUAUUUUUGAAUGGAUAAUUAAAUAUAUCAUAAUGUAAAUAAGAGAUAGAAUUUUCCAUAAAAGGGAUCUCCAACACACAAUAAAUAUUUCAUACCUCAUUACAUGUUUUAAAAAAAACAACAAUAGUUAGGUAAUCUAAAACCUAAAACUAUGCUGUAUAUUUUAUGAUUGUUUGUGUAUUGUCAGGAUCAGUAUAUUUAUGCUCAAGAAUUUUAUUAUGUUUCAUAUAUGCACCUUCUUUUUUUCAACUUUUUUAACACUUUGACACUUGGUGAUGCAUCAAAGAUAAUUUUACAGUAUUUUAUUCUUGAACCUUCAAUAAAGAAAACCAUUCAGGCAGUGACUAGUAUUUUAAUGAAUUAGGAACAUCAACUACUGGUAUUUCAGUUUUAAGUAAAUGAGGGUCAUCAUUUUCCUAUACAUUUGUGAGUGAAUUUUUUCUUCAAGCACAUAAAUUUUAUUAUGCUAUACUAUAUGCUUUGCAACUUUGUCUCACUUUCUUUGGAAUUUUGUUCAGAUGUCUAAAAAAUACAGCCGCAGUCUACUGCGUAUAUCUGUGGCUCAAAUUUGUCAGAAUUUGGGAUGGCAUUCUGCUCAAAGUUCUUCAUUAGAGGUCCUUACUGAUGUUUUAGAGAGGUACCUCCUGCAACUGGGAGGAACCUGUCACAGAUAUGCAGAGCAAUGUGAGUUAUAAAUAUUUGAAAACGAUGUUAUUUUAAACCACCAAACUCAAAAUUAUAUCCUUUUUUAACAAAAAAAUGAAUGUUCAUUCAAUUAUUCAUAGCAUUUUAUUAUGAUAAAAUUAUGAACUGUGCAUCUGUAAAUAAUAUUUUUUAGUUGGCCGAACGCAAGCUAACCUGGAUGAUCUUGGCUUAGCCUUCCGACAUAUGGGCAUCAAUGUCUCAGAACUCGAAGAUUAUGUUCGUCACGUGGACCCUGUGCCGUUUGCCCAUGAAGUUGUAGCAUUUCCAGCUCCAAAACCUGCUGCAAAUUUAGGGUUUCCAAAUCCAAGGAGUAGAGAAAUUUUGCAACAUCGUGAAGAGCACAUUCCAGACCACAUGCCAUAUAUGUUUCCAAAUAUGAAAGGUUUGUUAUAAAAAAACAACAAAGGAGGCCAAAAGCUGUGUCAAUUUUGUACUUUUAGAAAACUUUUAACUUUAUUUUUCAAAAUGAUUAAAAGAAGCAACAAUGUCUAACGCUGUCUCUAAAGCUAUAAAAAGUAAUUUAUAGAUAAAACAAAUAAAUCUAUACAAGGAGCGCCAUCCUGGGUUGUGUAGCUAAUAGUUUAGAUUUUUUCUUAGAUGAAAUUCCUGAAGAUAAAACAAUGGCCACUGUGAGCAGAGUGGACGUCUCUGAUACAGCAGAGUCUGCCAUUGAGGAUAAUAGGAAUGAAGAUCCUGGUGUCGGUGAGAAACGCAGUGCAGCGUCCAUCCCUGCAGCAGAGAUGCCUCCCAGUAAACGACCAAGGUAAUUGAUGGUGUGAGGACGAGUUUCAUUUCAUGGUCGUGCUUGGUAAAAAGCUACUAGCAAUUUUUUAUGUUUGAUUUUAUCUUUAAGGUCAAUGAUGAUCAUCACAAUGGUGAAAACAUUUGUUUUAAAACAAUUUGUUUUGUUCGUAAUUACAGAUUUGGUAACUCAAAUUUACCGGAAGAAGCCGGCCACUCUCAGUAUGAAAUGACAUGUGUUUUUAUGGGCCCAAAUGGAGUUUUGACCACCAGGCAAGGAGUUCAAGGUCGACAGCCAGAGGCUCGUAUGCCGCCACCAAACCCACGAAUGUUGAUAGAAAGUGCAAACAAAGAAAAUUCUGGGAAAUCCACCGAGCCUGGAGUCAGUACAAAAAUGACAGUUGGUGUCGGAGGUAUUGGCAUUAAUGGCUUGCCCAGCAGCAAGCAUGAGGGUAAGAAGAGCAAAAAAUCCCUGCACAAGAAAAGCUCACUGCAUGACCAGGUGUCCAAAACUUCAUCAGAUGCUAGCAAAAAAUCAGCAAGCAGCAAAGCAGCAGCAAAGUUUCUGAAAAAACUCAAAACUAGCAAAAAAUCUGCUAAAGUAUUUUCCAAAUCAAAAGUCAAGGAGCCCAAGAUACCCGAUGCCCCUCACAGGGACAAAAAUUCUCAGGAACCAGUGAAAAAACUACAAGAUCCCUUGAUUUCACCUCCUGUUGAGAAAGUUAAAAAGAGGAAGGAGAAGAAAUCUGCAGCUCUUGUUGUAGACUCUGAUGAAGAGCUGCGCAAUCUCCCCUCUCCCACCUCAUCGCGGAGGUCUUCCCCAGAACGACUUAUUAUCACAGAUGGUGAAGAUAAUGCUAAAAAGAAAGCUAUUUUAGAAGCCAUUGAUGAUAGUAUCAACUCAGUUCUGAGGGAUGGCCCAGUAAAAGAGGAAAGGGAAAAAAUCAGGAAGAAAAAGAAGAAAGAGAAAAAAGGAGACGAUGGCACAGGACAAAUAGUUGAUUCGACAGAUGGUAAAUCCCAUGAUUCAAAAGCUAAGAGAAAGCCUGGGAGACCACCAAAGGUUACCAAAACCCCUGAGCUUCCCCCGCCCAUAGACAUCAAACCUUUUGUUUCUGAAAAAUACUCCUCAGCCGAGCUGCUAGUAUAUGAGUUCAAGGACAGUCCACCUGAUGCCAGCAUGAAAGCCAGACGUCCCAGUGCUACAGAGACUGCAUCGUCCGCGGCACCUCCACCACCACCCCCACCGGCACAGCCUCAUGUUCCUCCACCAACAAAGCAUGACCAUCCUCCUGCACCGCCAUCAAAACCUGCCCCCCACAGAGCCCCAAAGAAAAUUGAGCCUGAAGAUCAACUCUUUGCCCCUGAAAUCAAGUUUGAGUCUCGCCCUGAGCCCUCGGAAGCUCUGAAGGACAAACUGAAGCAGAAGGUGAAAGAAGAAAAAAAAGUUGUUGAGGACAAAAAUAAAUUGAAGCACAAGGAUGAGAAGGGGGAUAGACACACAAAAAAGAAAGAUGUGCAAAAAAAAAGCACCAAAGAACAUAUAAGAGAGGAUAAAGAGAAGCAAAGGG
Messenger RNA from Lymnaea stagnalis (great pond snail), 5170 nucleotides. Lineage: Eukaryota; Metazoa; Mollusca; Gastropoda; Lymnaeidae. The record is from the annotation of a GenBank genome assembly.